Messenger RNA from Patiria miniata (bat star), 1488 nucleotides. Its product is annotated as F-box/WD repeat-containing protein 7-like. Gene Ontology annotation, molecular function: protein binding. The coding region runs from base 1 to 1488 and encodes 495 amino acids. The record is from RefSeq and is a predicted model, not a curated record. NCBI's taxonomy places the organism in Eukaryota, Metazoa, Echinodermata, Asteroidea, Valvatida, Asterinidae. The transcript has a single exon.
AUGGCAGUCUCUGGAAUUCCCGGAAAUGGUAUGUAUGAAUCAACCACCGCUGCAUCGAGUGGAUCUCUAAUCUAUGCUGUCCCCGAUGAUUUAAUACAGACGGUUUUGCAACAUCUGAGUGCGACUGAUCUGUGUCACGUGGCAUCAUGUUGCCGUUGGCUACGCGAUGCAACCAAUCAGGAUUCACUCUGGCUCCCUCUUUGUCAAAGUAAAGGAUGGAAACACUAUGGCACCACCACCGACCUGGCCAAGAUACCUUCCUACGGACCUUCCGAGCAAGCAGGGGACGACAGCGCCACCUUCCAGAAUGAUAGGAUCGUGACUGAUGACAACACAGCGGGUUUAACCAGCACUUGCAGGUGGAAAGGCGUCUACAUGAGAGCUCACCAUCUGGAUAGAAACUGGGCUACAAAUUGCUCUCAUUUCAAGGAAUGUCAUUUCGAUUUGCAAGACAAACCCCGUACUGAUCUUCGCACCCAUUCUGUCGAUGGGGAUCUACUAGCAAUGUAUAACUUUAACCAAACAAUCCAUGUCUAUGACAUUCGGAACCAGACCCUUCAGUGUGUUAUCAACUCAGCGUGCAAUUUGUAUGCAAUCAAGUUCACAGAUGGCGUAAUUGUGGUGCCUUGUGAUAAUGGGAGGGUCGAUGCAUUUGAUGCAAGGACCGGGCAGACUCUGCAAACGAUAGAGGGUAACUGGGGCCAUAACACUGUUUCACUGUUCUUUGAUGGUGAACUGGUCUUAACCUGUGUGCACACUUCCGAUACGGAACGCACGAUGUCCACGGACAUUUGCGUGUGGUGUGUGGAAGACGGCCUACUUCAACGCAUCAUAACUGUGGACCAUACGGACGACGUCUGCGUUUAUUAUACCGGUAAACUGGACUACCGGGACAAGAUGUUAGCGGCUGUCUGCAAUGAUGACCACAUUCACGUGUGGGAUGCGAGGAGCGGAGAGUGUUUGCAUCAACUAGAAUGCCCAAGGAAACAGACAAAGGUUCAACUUGGCGAUAAUGUUAUUUUCGGUUUCAGCACGAAAGGCGAUGUCUGCGUUACUAGUAUUUGGAGCCAGGAGACGGGCGAUUGUCAAAAGGUGAUAGAUCUACACGUAGGCCUACCCACUCCUUACAUUGGGGAGUAUUAUACAGAGAUCAUCAAUAAUUUGAUACUACUAGAGAUAAAGAUUAAUGUCUUAGAUGUGCGAAGUUCUGUUAAAACUUACAAUCUGCUUGGAGAAUUCGUAAAUGAUGCGCAACUGGAGUAUAAUGACGGUGACGUGAAAGGAAACGGAAGCAAGGGCCUCUUCAAUCUAUUCGUGGAGACAAGAAUGGGUAGGGAAGAUUGGAAAGGAGUCGUCUUCAACGCCACUCCAACUGGAUUGGUGCGACUCUUUGAUGCUGGUCCUUUCGAAAUCAUCUGGCUUGACGAAAUCAGAAUGAUCCUUUUUGACCAUAAAGAAAACAAACUCAGUAUCCAUCACUACUGGUAA